CCCUUCCGGCCGCGGCGGUCGCCGGCGGCUGGGCGGCGGGGCCCGGCGCCCGCUCGGCCCGCCCCUUUCCCCGCCGCUGUCAGAGACGCGGUGUAUGCUGAGCCGCUGCCACUGCCGGCUGCUGCACGUCGUGGGCCCGAGCUUCCCGCUGCUGACCUGCCGGCUGCGCCGCUGCGUUCCUCGCCCCAUGAAGCCGCUGGUCGUGUUCGUCCUCGGCGGUCCCGGAGCCGGCAAGGGGACCCAGUGCGCCCGCAUCGUGGAGAAAUAUGGCUAUACACACCUUUCUGCAGGAGAACUUCUUCGUGAUGAAAGGAAUAACCCAGAGUCACAGUAUGGUGAACUCAUUGGAAAGUACAUUAAAGAAGGAAAGAUUGUGCCAGUUGAGAUAACUAUCAGUUUAUUAAAGAGGGAAAUGGAUCAAACAAUGGCUGCCAAUUCCCAGAGGAAUAAAUUCUUGAUUGAUGGGUUUCCAAGAAAUCAAGACAACCUUCAAGGCUGGAACAAGACCAUGGAUGGGAAAGCAGAUGUAUCUUUUGUUCUGUUUUUUGAUUGUAAUAAUGAGAUCUGUAUUGAACGAUGUCUUGAAAGGGGAAAAAGUAGUGGUAGAAGUGAUGACAACAGAGAGAGCCUGGAGAAGAGGAUCCAGACUUAUCUUCAGUCAACGAAGCCAAUUAUUGACUUAUAUGAAAAAAUGGGGAAAGUCAAGAAAAUAGAUGCGUCCAGAUCUGUUGAUGAAGUGUUUGAUGAUGUUGUGAAGAUUUUUGAUAAAGAAGGCUAACUCUGAAUCUGAAGCGUCCUUGAAAUCAUGCUUGAAUAAUGCUUUGAUAGCUGCUAUCCAAUCCCUUUAUAAGGCAGUUUUAAUCUCUCAAAAUUACAUCUUAAUUAAUGGCUAGAAAAUACAUAGUAUGGCAUUAAAUUUUUUAUUUUAUUGUUUUGGUCACAGGAGUAGACAAUGAAUUCAGGUUUAACUUGGUCUUAGUUAUUAUGGUGCUCACAAAACAAAAAUAUCAGCUAGUUCUUUGUUUUUAUUCAAAAGACUAUCCCUUUUAUAGUUUGUGUUUUCUGUGAGCAAAACUUUUAGUAUGCAUGCUAUAUCCCUUUAGUACAACGUGACAGCUGGGCAUAGUG
Messenger RNA from Octodon degus (degu), 1128 nucleotides. RefSeq names its product cytidine/uridine monophosphate kinase 1 (gene Cmpk1). Gene Ontology annotation, cellular component: cytoplasm; nucleus. Gene Ontology annotation, biological process: 'de novo' pyrimidine nucleobase biosynthetic process; CDP biosynthetic process; UDP biosynthetic process. NCBI's taxonomy places the organism in Eukaryota, Metazoa, Chordata, Mammalia, Rodentia, Octodontidae. The record is from RefSeq and is a predicted model, not a curated record. Bases 95 to 778 code for a protein of 227 amino acids. Gene Ontology annotation, molecular function: UMP kinase activity; ATP binding. The transcript has 6 exons.